Oncorhynchus tshawytscha (Chinook salmon) is the source of this 1568-nucleotide messenger RNA. Its product is annotated as small G protein signaling modulator 2-like. Gene Ontology annotation, biological process: activation of GTPase activity. The record is from RefSeq and is a predicted model, not a curated record. Lineage: Eukaryota; Metazoa; Chordata; Actinopteri; Salmoniformes; Salmonidae. The transcript has 7 exons. Gene Ontology annotation, molecular function: GTPase activator activity. The coding region runs from base 1 to 873 and encodes 290 amino acids.
AUGGACAGAGCACGGAGGAGAAGGGGAGUCGGGCAGGAGGGAGGAGCCGGGGAGGAGGCUCGGCCACACUCGUACAGUGUGACGGAGGAGAAGGAGCGACAGGAUUGGUUGAGUGAGGAGAUUCUGUGCAGUCAGCUGGAUAAGUUGAUGACCAAUGAGAAUGGAGGAGCAGAGGGGAUGCCUUCACUCUCAUCCUAUACAAUUGAGCUGUUGGACACAGUGGCUCUGAACCUCCACAGGAUAGAUAAAGAUGUUCAACGCUGUGACCGUAACUACGGCUACUUUACGACCGCUAACCUGGAGAAACUACGCAACAUCAUGUGCAGCUAUGUGUGGGAGAAUCUGGAGAUGGGUUAUGUCCAGGGGAUGUGUGACCUGCUGGCUCCUCUCAUGGUCAUCCUGGACGAUGAGUGUCUAGCAUACAGCUGUUUCACCCAGCUGAUGAAGAGGAUGAGCCAGAACUUCCCCAACGGCGGAGCCAUGGACACACACUUCACCAACAUGAGGUCCCUCAUACAGAUCCUGGACUCUGAGCUGUUUGAGCUGAUGCAUCAGAAUGGAGACUCCACCCACCUCUGUUUCUGCUACCGCUGGUUCCUGUUAGACUUCAAAAGAGAGCUGCUGUACCAGGAUGUGUUCUCAGUAUGGGAGGUGAUCUGGGUGGCCCCUCACAUCUCCUCUCAGCACUUCAUCCUGUUCCUGGCCCUGGCUCUGGUAGAGGUCUACAGAGAGAUCAUCAGAGACAAUACCAUGGACUUCACUGACAUCAUCACCUUCUUCAACGAGAUGGCAGAACGUCAUGACGUGCAGCACAUCCUUCAGAUCGCCAGAGAGCUGGUGCGCAAGGUCCAGUCUCUCAUCGAGAACAAGUGAUGAAGAGGAGGAUGAACAGGGCAGGAGGAAGAGGAGGGUGAACAGGGCCAGAAGAGGAGAGGUAGAGAGGAGCCAGAUACCAUCACUCCUCCACCUGCCCAUCCAUCCUCUGCAUCCAGCACAGCUCCCUCCCUCUCUUACCCCUCUUUAUACCUCACAAACCUGUGGAAGAGACAGAGACGUGGGCCCUCUAUCCCUCCAGCCAGACCAGUGAAUGGUGAAGGCUCCAGGUUGACCAUCCUGGCCUGGAUGAAGGCUCCAGGUUGACCAUCCUAGCCUGGAGAAAGGAGAGAACGGGGAAAGGAGAGGGAUGUUGGCUGGGUCCUGGUUCCGGUUCUGAUCUGGUCCUGGUCUAGGUCUGGUUCUGGUCCUGGUCUGGUCUGGGUCUGGUCUAGGUCUGGUCCUGGACUGGGUCUGGUCCUGGUUCCAGUGCUAAGUCUGGGUCUAGGUCUGGACCUGGUAUAUAGAUGUUGUUUACAAGCACCCGGUCACAGAAUGCCAUGGUUAGUUGGUUGCUGUCAGAUGUUUGGAGUUGUCUUUAUGCUCGUUAGUUGGAUCACACUGUGACUGCCCGCAUUUUAUUAUUCUCUACUAUUCACCAGGGGUGGCAGGUAGCCUAGUGGUUAGAGGCAGGUAGCCUAGUGGUUAGAGGCAGGUAGCCUAGUGGUUAGAGGGGCGGCAGGUAGCCUAGUGGU